GCAACACUGCCUAGCGACAGUUUCGUUGCUCUGUCAUCGGUAGAAAAAAUCCAGGCGUCGUGUGUAAAAAUUUUCUUUGUAUAAGAUAAUUCAAAUUGGAUAAAAACAACUAAAUUGGUGUUACACCAUAGUGAAAAAUUAUUCAAUAGGCAACAAAUUACACCUGUUGAAAAGUAUUGAGGGAUUAAACAUUUUCGUUACUACUCCAAUUAGUCAUUGGAUACACGAAAAAACUACCACACUGCAACAAAAUGGCCCAUUCGUUGCAUACAGAACGCAGCAUUCAUGAGAUGCUAAAAGACACACCGCCGAUGAACGAAAGUGGUAGUGCAAUACAUAGUGGAACUGAAGGACGGCCGUUUAUGCCCCCAAAUAGUCUACCACUGCAUAAUCAUUCAGCACCCGCUACACCGAUGACACAAACCAGCCCACAGAACGGCAUGGACGCCGGUCUUUUACGUACAGGGGCUUCAAAAAUCGACAGUAUAAAGAAUUGGAGCAUAUCAACUUACAAAUGUACUCGACAGAUUAUGUUAGAAAAAUUAGGUAAAUCGCAACGUACUGUUGACUCAGAGUUGGAAGCGCAGAUUGAACAAUUGCGAGAAACACAGCGGAAAUAUUUAUCUAUUUUACGUCUGACGCGAGCUUUCAGUUCACAUUUUCAUCAUGUAGUAGUAACUCAACAUGCAUUGGCCGAGGCAUUUGCUGAUCUAGCACAGAAAAGCCCAGAACUACAAGAGGAAUUUACAUGUAAUUCCGAAACGCAACGAAAUCUGACAAAGAACGGCGAGUUGCUGCUGAGUGCUCUGAAUUUUUUCAUUUCAUCAGUGAAUACAUUGUGCAAUAAAACUAUCGAUGAUACGUUACUCACAAUCAAGCAAUAUGAAAUAGCCAGAGUGGAGUUUGAUGCGUAUCGUAUGGAUUUAGAAAAUACAAAGCCUGAAUUGCCACAGAGUCCUGUUGCCGAAGAGGCGCAGAAAAACUUUUCUCAUCAUAAGGAACUUUAUGAAAAAUUACGUGCCGAUGUCGCCGUGAAAAUGCAAUUUCUAGACGAAAAUAGAAUUAAAGUGAUGCAUAAACAGCUAGUAUUACUUCAUAAUGCAAUAGCUGCUUAUUUUUCGGGAAAUGCUGUUGCUCUAGAGAAUACAAUGAAACAAUUUAACAUAAAAUUGAAGGCGCCUAAUGCCACGACUGGAUCCUGGUUAGAGCAGUAGUAUUGCUAAAUGCCCGUCCAUGUAAACAACCAACAGUUUUAAGCACCUUACAUUAGAAAAUGUCUCAUACAUAAAAAUCAAGAAUAAGUCUUUCUUCGAUGACCUAAAUAUUGGAAAAGAGCACAGAUUUUCGGAGAAGAUCAUAGUAAACUUUUUCGCUUAAAUGGAUGUUAAAGUAAAGUAUGUACAAGUUACAUAUAUGUACUGGUCUGGUAUUUACAACAUAUUUAUAGGAGUUUCAAUGUGUAUUCUUCAAUGCUUUUAGGUGUUUUUCAAUAAUUCGGAAGAAAAAAGUAAAACUAAGCUUUCAAUAGCGAAAAGAAAUGUAAGCGAAAAAGUUGCAUUACAUAUUAUACGUAGUAUUAUAAGAAAAUCCAAUACAAUAGUUCCUGGUUUUCCCCUGAACUAUUUGAAUAGAAAUGUUAGAUUCACACCAUAAAAUACUUGUUUUCAGAACAAUAUAAAAUUUUAAGAUGAUUUACAAUUUAAGAAAUACAACGUUUUCAUAAACUUGUACAAUCAGUUGGUUAGACAGCAUUUCUCCCACAAAGCCGUAAACUAUGAAUAUUAAUUUAAUAAAAUCUUUUAGCACUAUCAUUUAUUUUCUAUCAUAAUAAAUUAUUUCAUCUUUUGUUAUUAAAAUUAUUUAACUGUUGAUAUGUGUACAUUAUAUUAGAAAUUAUUUAUUUUGCUUGAAUCUUUUAAUGUAAAAUUAGGCAGAGAUGAGGGCCUAUAUUCCAUAUACAUACACAAAUGUAAGUGCAGUAUUGAUCGAAUAUUAAUAUUUUUUAACUCCAAUAAUGUUUAAAUUUUAGAAAUAAGCUGAAUAAAAAUUUACUACUGCGAACAAAUAUUGAAAAUAUGUAUGUGUAAGAUAAGCCAGAAGGCGUAAUUGUUUACUCUAGUCAACAUAUAUUUAAAAUAUAUAUAAAUAUAUUACAGAAA
Bactrocera dorsalis (oriental fruit fly) is the source of this 2159-nucleotide messenger RNA. RefSeq names its product arfaptin-2 (gene Arfip). Gene Ontology annotation, molecular function: phospholipid binding; protein domain specific binding. Gene Ontology annotation, cellular component: trans-Golgi network membrane. NCBI's taxonomy places the organism in Eukaryota, Metazoa, Arthropoda, Insecta, Diptera, Tephritidae. Gene Ontology annotation, biological process: intracellular protein transport; regulation of Arp2/3 complex-mediated actin nucleation. Bases 252 to 1214 code for a protein of 320 amino acids. The record is from RefSeq and is a predicted model, not a curated record. The transcript has 6 exons.